CAGCAGUUACAUCGCGGUCAGAGCUGGGGUGCAAUUUCUUCUCGAGUCCUGGUCUCGUAGUACGAUUAAUGACCAAUCUGUGUUCGCCCGACUUUGGUCUGACUGGGUGAUAAAUGACCCAAAGCGCUGCUUGAGUUUAGUCGAAGGGGUAGAAUUGGCUUCUGAUGAAUCCCUCGCUGCUUCCAGAUUAAUUUACAGCGAGGGACUGGCAGGACUGCAAUCUGUUUGCCAUCGAGUCAAGCGUGAAACGGCAAUGUCACGUUCUGGGAAUACCAGCGAAAUAAAUAGACAGCAUCUAUGGUUUGCCGGGGCUCGAUCUCCCUCCUCGUUUGAGGCACUGGCGCCACGGCUGAUGCUCUAAGUUUUUGGGUCAGUUCAGGGUCGGGUCGGGUCGAGAGCAACUUUUCCCGCUCCAAGCUGCCAUGUCCAGCCUGGACUUCAGGGACGUGGAAGCGUUCCUGGACCGCCACCCCGAGCUCUUGGAGGACUACCUGCUGAGGAAGGGCCGGCGGGAGUCGGUGAGCAAGUGGCUGCGGGAGCGCCAGGCUGGCGGCUGGGCGGCCGAGGGGCAGCAGAGCCUGCCCCGGGAGACGGGCUGCAGCCCCCGGCGCUCGUCCCAGAAGGAGCUGCGGAGGAGUUUCGCCCGCUCCAGGGCCGUGACCUCGCACCGGACCUGCGACGAGCACUCCUCCCCCUCCGGCAGCGGCAGGAGGGCUCUCCUGAGAAAAGCCAGCUCCUUGCCCCCGACCGCCGCCCACCUCCUGAGCGCGCUGCUGGAGUCCCGGGUGAACAUCCCGCAGUACGCCUCCGCCGCCACCGACUACAAGCGCAAGCUCAAGGACUCCAGCGAGCGCGAGUUCUUCCUGGAGCUCGUCAAGGACAUCUCGAACGAGCUAGACCUCACCAGCCUGAGCUACAAGAUCCUCAUCAACGUGUGCAUCAUGGUGGGCGCGGACCGCUGCUCGCUCUUUCUGGUGGAGGGGCCGCCCCACAAGAAAAAGUUGGUCUCCAAGUUCUUCGACGUUCACUCGGGGACCACGGUAGUGCCUUCCUGCAGCAUGGAAAACUCCAACGAGGUGCAGGUACCCUGGGGGAAGGGAAUCAUUGGCUACGUGGCUGAACAUGGAGAGACAGUCAACAUGCCUGACGCCUAUGAGGAUCAUCGAUUUAGUGAUGAAAUUGACAAGUUGGCGGGUUAUAAGACGAAGUCCAUUCUGUGCAUGCCGAUCCAGAGCUGUGAUGGGGAGAUUAUUGGGGUAGCACAAGCCAUCAACAAAAACCCUGCAGGAGUCCCUUUCACCGAUGAUGAUGAAAAAUUGCUGCAGAUGUACCUGCCAUUCUGUGGAAUAUCCAUUUCGAAUGCAAAACUCUUUGCAGCAUCCCGGAAGGAAUAUGAUAGAAGCAGGGCAUUGCUGGAGGUUGUCAAUGACUUGUUUGAAGAGCAGAUAGAGCUAGAGAAGGUUGUUCGGAAGAUCAUGCAGAGAGCUCUGACCCUGUUGCAAUGUGAACGAUGUUCUGUCCUCCUGCUGGAAGAUAUUGAAUCUCCUGUGGUGAAGUUUUCAAAGACCUUCGAACUGAUGUCCCCACUGUGUUGUGCAGACAGUGAAACCAGCAUGGAGAAAUUAUCCUGCUCUGAUUGGCUGGUAAACAACAGCAUUGCAGAGCUGGUAGCAUCGACAGGCCUGCCGGUGAAUAUCAGUGAUGCCUAUCAGGAUCCUCGUUUCGAUACUGAGGCAGACCAGAUGUCUGGUUUUCACAUUCGCUCAGUGUUGUGUGUUCCCAUCUGGAACAGUAAUCAUCAGAUCAUUGGAGUUGCUCAAAUUCUUAAUAGGCUGGAUAGAAAAACGUUUGAUGAUGCCGAUCAAAGGCUCUUUGAGGCCUUUGUCAUCUUCUGUGGUCUUGGCAUCAACAAUACAAUAAUGUACAACCAAGUGAAGAAAUCCUGGGCAAAGCAAUCAGUGGCUCUUGAUUUGCUGUCAUACCAUGCAACAUGCUCAAAAGUAGAGGUCGAUCGACUGAAGGCUGCAAAACUUCCUGCUGUGAGUGAGCUGGGAAUCGAUAGUUUUCACUUCAGUGAUUUUUCUCUCGAUAAUGAUGGAAUGAUCACAGCAUCAUUAAGGAUGUUCUUGGAACUAGGGAUGGUACAGAAAUUCAAAGUAGAUUAUGAGGUUCUGUGUCGCUGGCUGCUCACUGUGAGAAAAAAUUACCGUGCAGUUCCAUACCACAACUGGCGUCAUGCAUUUAAUGUUGCUCAAUGCAUGUUUGUAAUGAUUACAACUGCUGAUUUUCAGGAAAUUCUGUCUGAUAUCGAAAUCCUUGCUUUGAUGGUGGGUUGUCUGUGCCAUGACCUUGAUCAUCGAGGGACAAACAAUGCUUUCCAGGAAAAGAGCGGAUCAGCUUUAGCACAGCUAUAUGGGACAUCAGCCACUAUGGAGCACCAUCAUUUCAACCAUGCUGUAAUGAUACUGCAGAGUGAGGGACACAACAUUUUUGCCAACCUUUCAUCCAAAGACUACAGCAAUUUGAUGCAGCUGCUAAAACAAGCUAUCCUAUCUACUGACCUCAUGCUUUAUUUUGAGCAGCGCACAAAGUUCUUUGAGUAUGUAAUGUCUGGGGAACAAAACUGGUGUCUUGAGAAGCACAGAGAAAUGUUGAGAUCUAUGCUGAUGACAGCGUGUGAUUUAGGCGCAGUUACAAAACCUUGGCAGAUCUCGCGGCAGGUAGCUGAAUUGGUAACCAGUGAAUUCUUUGAACAAGGGGACAGAGAGAGGGUUGAACUGAAGCUAACACCAGCUGCUAUCUUUGACCGAAACAGGAAGGAUGAGUUGCCGGGGUUACAACUGGAAUGGAUUGAUGGGAUCUGCAAGCCACUGUUUGAGGCACUGGCUAAGUUGAAUGGAAAGGUUCAACCCUUGGUGAAUGGAAUCAACUCAAACAGAGCUAAGUGGGAGGAGCUUUACACAAUGUACUGCCGGUCCCAUGGUGUCGCAGAUGCUGCUAAUUGCACACUGAAGAUUGAAGCAAUCAACUAGUGCAAUUCAGACCUUAACAUGUUCCUGGCCUGACCUUACACUACAUUAGAUGGUUUGGUCCUCUGGCAGAUGGAAUGUUAAUGAUGCAAACUCUGAGAGUUAUCAAUAUUACUUUGGUCACAGAAUGAAGCUUCAGCGACAUUAUCAUAAGUCCCAUCUGCACAGACACUGAAGAAAAGGUGUAAAGUCAUUUUGCUCUCUGUUUUGAUCUUGCUUAUUGAAUGAAGAUCAGCACUGCAACUAUUCAGCAACAAAAAUUCACAAACACCAGAUAUGGACCAUUUCACAUGUGUCCCAUCAUACAGUGCUGUGUUUGAUACCUAAGAGCAUCCAGUAAUUACAGCAGUGAUUAAAAUCAUCAUCUGCCAUCUGCUGUGGCAACAUUCUUUCGGUGCCUCAAAAAACUUAUUGCCUAGACAGCUUUAUUAAAUGAAUUCUAGUUAAAUCUGUUGGCAGCAGGGUACGCUGUCAGACUGACAAUAGCUUACGAAUGUUCAAGGCACGGUGCUAACCCAACGAGAAACUGCUGUCAAAACAGAGCAUUGUGGGAUAAAUCCAAGGGGUUCCAUUUGAAAUGUCACCCUUGAGACACUUCUGAAUAUUAACUGAAGCAUCGUUUCUCAUCAGUUUUCUGGGUCUUUGAUC
Molecule: messenger RNA, 3677 nt
Organism: Hemiscyllium ocellatum (epaulette shark)
Lineage: Eukaryota; Metazoa; Chordata; Chondrichthyes; Orectolobiformes; Hemiscylliidae
Gene: pde11al
Product: phosphodiesterase 11a, like
Exons: 20
Coding region: 423-3032 (869 amino acids)
Biological process (GO): signal transduction
Molecular function (GO): 3',5'-cyclic-nucleotide phosphodiesterase activity; protein binding
Source: RefSeq, a predicted model, not a curated record